CUCACAUGAAAUAAUCAAGUAUAUUCUUCCCAUUCCUUGAUGUCCAUGCAUAUUAAAAAUAUAUAUACAUACACCAACAUCAACAUGCUUACGAUAUGAAAAAAUAAAUUAUUUAUUUAUCAUCUCAAAGGGUCACAAUAGAGAAGGAGAGAAAUAGAGUUAGAGAGAGAGAGAGAGAGAGACCUAGAAGGUGUUCAAAAUUCUAUGAGUGGAGAUCAAUCUAAGAUAUUUCUAUGAUCGAGGAUUUUCUUUUCCAAUAUCCAUGUAUGAAGGAGGAAAAUUAAUAUUAUAUAAUAGAUAGAUAUAUCUAAGGAGUUGCAAAAUAAAGAUAUUCAAUCUCAUCAAAGCAAAGUGUGGAAGAUUGAAAAUUGUGGAAGGUAGGUAAGUAGAUAGAUGGAUAUGAGGAAGGAAGAAACAUGUGGCUCAAUAUGUUCCAAGACAAGUGUUUCAAUUAAUGAAAAUGGUUGCGAAAUUAGUGAAGCAAAUGAAGAUGAAGAAAGUAAGCAAAACAACAAUGGAGGAAUAAGCUCAAGCAAUAGUACUAUUGAAGAGAAUUCUGAGAAGAAACCAUCAGUGAGACCUUAUGUUAGAUCCAAGUUUCCUAGGCUACGUUGGACUCCUGAUCUUCAUUUUCGAUUUCUUCAUGCUGUUCAAAGACUUGGUGGACAAGAGAGAGCAACUCCAAAAUUGGUUCUUCAAUUGAUGAAUAUAAAAGGUUUGAGUAUUGCUCAUGUGAAGAGUCAUUUGCAGAUGUAUAGAAGCAAGAAAGUAGUUGACACAAAUAAAGUGCUGGGUGAUCAUAGGCUUCUUGUAGACAAUGGAGACAAAAAUGUUUAUAAUCUCACCCAACUUCCUAUGCUUCAAGGCUAUACUCCAAACCAAACUUCAUCAAAUAGAUGUGGAUAUGGAGAUGAUUCUAUUGCUAUGUAUGAAAACAUGGUGCAUAUGAGUUCAAUAAAUGAAUCUAGAGCUGAUUUCUAUGGAAGAAUGAUUGAGAGAACCAAUAAUAACAACAUCAAUAAUAUGGAAGUUCAUAAUAUUUUUCAAGUGAAUUCUUCAAAUUUUAGAGAAUUAUCAACAAGUAAAGUCCAUGAACCAAAUGAUAAUUUCCUCUCAUUUUGUGGCAAUGAAUCUUUUAGAUUGAGCAAGAAGGAUGAUCAGCCUAGAGAACAAGAGCUCAUGCCUAAUGAUAAUCAAGUGGACUUGAAAACAUUGAAAAGAAAAGCUUCAAAUAUGGACCUUGAUUUGGAUCUAUCACUUAAAUUAAAUUCAAGGAUCAUUGGUGAUGAUCAUAAGAACCAAGGAAUUAUAGAGGAUCAUCAUGAAGUUGGAAGCAAUUUAUCUCUCUCAUUGUAUUCUCAAUCUUCUUAUAAUCUUUGCAAAAGAAAGAAAGAAGGACAAGAUGAUUCUAAGGAGCAAGAGAAAAGAGUGAAUAUAGGUUUGGAUCUAACCAUAUGAUAAUGGGACAUAUUCUAAGUGAGAUCUUGAGGUACUUGUCAGAAAAUUAUGCAUGUUGUAACAAAAUUAUUACAUUCAUAUCAUAACCAGACAAAGUUGUAUUUU
Messenger RNA from Trifolium pratense (red clover), 1563 nucleotides. RefSeq names its product two-component response regulator ARR14-like. The transcript has 5 exons. Gene Ontology annotation, molecular function: transcription cis-regulatory region binding. The record is from RefSeq and is a predicted model, not a curated record. NCBI's taxonomy places the organism in Eukaryota, Viridiplantae, Streptophyta, Magnoliopsida, Fabales, Fabaceae. Bases 394 to 1458 code for a protein of 354 amino acids. Gene Ontology annotation, biological process: regulation of DNA-templated transcription; abaxial cell fate specification.